This is a messenger RNA of Haliotis rubra (blacklip abalone), 2445 nucleotides long. RefSeq lists its product as uncharacterized. Lineage: Eukaryota; Metazoa; Mollusca; Gastropoda; Lepetellida; Haliotidae. The transcript has 3 exons. The coding region runs from base 179 to 2104 and encodes 641 amino acids. The record is from RefSeq and is a predicted model, not a curated record.
UACAGGUCAUGACAGACAAGGGUACAUAUUUGUUGAUGUUGGAUGCCUGAAAAGUGAAUAUGUAUCUGUGGGAAGUCUGUCUCCUGCUGCAUUCCGGGUCCUACAGUUAUUUGUACAUGGCUGUUAUUGUGCAUCACUUGCUUUAAAGUUUACAACUAAGGAAGAACUUUCAAAAGCAAUGCACUUGCCAGAAUCUGUUGAUCCUUCAAGCUACAUUGAAAAUCAUCUUCAUGUGCACUGGUGUGCUUUGAAACGUUUGACUGCACUUGGUGAUUCUCAACUGUCAAAACUGUUGAACUUUAUCAUCAAGGAUUGCAUGCCCCUCAUUGCUAGACAUAAUGUUCAGUUUCAUAGCAGAGAUGAACGUGAAUCAUACGAGAAGGAAUUUACCACAUGUAUUGAUAAGAUCAUGGAGAAACGGUUCCAAAUUGUUCAGGAUGAAACAAAACAAUACCAUGCUAGACAUUCUGACAGCACUGCUUCAAGGCAUGAAUUACUCUUGGCUGAAAUACCUUGGGAUGAAGACAGAUUGGCAAAACUUCCAAGAUUAAUGAGAGAUCAUAUAAUUCCCACCACAGAGAACUUGCAAAGGGAAUUUCACAUUCUGAAGCAAGUGCAUGAAUUUCCCAUGAUGGCAUUGCUGUUUGAUAGACUGAAACACAUAUCACUUCUACAGCAUUUGAUCCCAAUUGUACAGUGGCAUAAGUGUGUCAUUAGAUUUGGUAGUCACAAGCUGACAAGAAUGAGCUGCAGGACUGUGACAGUUCAAGAUUUCAUUCAUACACAUCGACAGCAGCUCCUGAAUGCAGAUAGCAAGAAGGCAGAGUUGCAGAAGAAAUUUGACACUUUCAUGAAGUCUUGGAAUACAUUGAAAGAUCAUCAUGAUGAUCUGAAGACUUACAAUCAACAUUUGCCAGAAUUAAAGAGAAUUCAUCAAACCAUCUUACUUCAAGAUUGUUUAAUGAUGACAAAACAGUCUCCUAUGAUGCAGUUACUGUUGGCAUUGCAAGCUAUCCAGAAUGACUUUCUGUCAGACGCAGCAGCUUUGUGUUUGUCUACAAAUAGCUUAUCUAUAAGCUUUCUCAAAACGUCACCUGGGGUUGCAGUUGUACCUGAAGUGCAACUGCAACACCUCAAUUCCAAACAGGUUAUACCAGUGCCAGAUUUGACAAGUACUCUUAAAUUCUCACAGAUAAGCACAAAAUUUGGGCAUGGCAGAGAAAGACACUAUGACAUGUACCAAAUUGAAACACAGGUUGUUGAUGAGUGUGUACUGAGCAAGCCAGUGAUCAAAAUUGGAUCAAGUUUUCCAUUGAUAAACUUUGCUGGUGAAUCAUUGCAUAAAACAGAUGAAUUGUUUGAAAGUGUUUCAAGGACUGUUGGUCAUGAUCCUGUUGACAAAGAUUUGAAGAAUUCCAUUCUUCAAGUGAAAGAAAAAAGUCCAUCAAAUAUGCAAAUACUUUUAGAUUAUUUGCAAAUGACAUUUAGUUUACUGAACAGAACCCCAGUAUCUGGCAGUGACAAAAGUCAGUACUUGAGUGAAUUCCUACAAACAUGGCAGUCCUUGUUCCCAAACAGAGUAAAGGAAGUGGAUGGAUUAUGUAGUAGAAUUAGACUAUGUCAAAUCAUUUCUGUGUAUGAAUUCACAGAAGAUAUUGUGGCUGAUGUCAUUUUUGAUGGCCUCGAAGAAAAAUACAGGAGUGAACUACCGGAAGAAUGUUUAAAGCAGUUGAGUGCAUUGGUCAAGUGCUCUGGUUUCAAAUUUCAAGAAGCAUUAAUGUCUGCUUUGAAGAAGAUUGUAUUUCGGUAUAUCCAGUCAGGAUUUGCCAGCCAAGAUGAGAAACUGGCGCCCUUACUCAUGGAGAAAACUCUGUGGCCACAGGGAGUUUAUGAAGAUGCAGUUGCUAAAAGUAGUAAUGCAGAUGCUGGACUACUUCAUGAUGCGCACUGCAUUGAACACAUUCACUGUACCAUUGUCUUCAUCGCUGAAAGUGUUCAGGAACUGAAAAUGAAGGAGGAGAAGAGAUCAUCACGGUUUUAUCCUGUACCAAAGCAGAUGGAGAAGAAACAACAACGUAAGAAAGUGCGCUUUCGGAAGAAGUAAUAAAGACUGGUUCACAGAAACUGAAGACAAAGGAUAGAAGACAGGUGUUUGUGCAUGAAAUGAGUUGAAUAACUUAUGAAAAGAAAUUGGAGCUAUGUUUGUAAUGAGGCACAUCUUCAUCAUAGACUGAGUUUGAGUGUGUUAUAAUUUGUUUUAUGAUUAAUGCAUCUAUAGCAUUACUUAUGUAUAUUACAUGUAUUUCUUAUGCAUAUCACGUUUCAUUUCUCUAUGUACUUAUAUUACUAUUGAUAAUGAAACUUGAAACCUAAAAUGAUAUAAGUAUUUGGUGUCUAUGUUGUCGGUAAUUAACUGAACUGUAUGUAAUAUGCUUAUGUUUGUGC